AUGAAGCCAUUAAAAUUCAUCAUUCGAUUUUUAAGUGAUUGCUUUGCAUCAGAUCCAUUUCCACGUCCCAAUGAAUCCAAUCUUGCUUUCAUGGUUUGUGUAAUUAAAAUUAAAGUUCGUUCUAGUGGUUGGCAAAAGGCAGUCAACAGAGUAUUGAGAAGCACUAACGGAGUUCGUCAAUUCAAAUUGUCAGAAGGUGGAAAAGUAACAGUAUCAGGGAUUGUAGAUCCAAUUCUGUUAAUGAAAAAUUUAGCUAAAUCUGGCAAAUCUGCAGAAUUAGAAUGGAUUCAAUAUGGUCAAUGUUCAAGCAAUUUGUUUCUUCCUCCACAACCUCCAAAACCCCCAAUUAAUGGAUUCUCAAAUCAAGGACCGUUUCGUAAUUUCAAUCACUCCAGGUUUGCUCUGCCCCAGCACGGCGGAUACUACGGCCUACCUCCGCCGCCUCCGCCACCCUACCCACCUUAUCCCAUGGCCGCGCCGCCGCCGGUGUUUUAUUAGUCUGAUUCUACAGAAGGGCAUAUAAGUAA
Messenger RNA from Solanum verrucosum, 527 nucleotides. RefSeq lists its product as uncharacterized. Bases 1 to 498 code for a protein of 165 amino acids. Lineage: Eukaryota; Viridiplantae; Streptophyta; Magnoliopsida; Solanales; Solanaceae. The record is from RefSeq and is a predicted model, not a curated record. The transcript has 3 exons.